AUGGAUAUAAAACUAACUGUUCAGAUGGGCACCCCAUCGUUACACUUGGAUUUCGGUUCAAAGUGUCAGAACCAAAGUUUUCGGCACGCGGAGUUACGUGAAGUGCUAUUCCUUUAUCUUCGUGGAUCUGAGCUUCAACCGGUAUUAUGUAGGUACACAUGUCAGUGUGAUUUGGAAAAUUGGUUGGAUACGACAUACUGGAUGUUGGAGGAUAAGCGGGAGGGACAUCUUGUGGAGGGGAAUAAGGCUGUGCCUGUUUUUCAAGCUGAAGGUGAAUUAAUUGUUGAAGAAGGAGCAGUUGCAGCUGUCCUGUGGUAUCUUGAUCGAAAGCAUGAUUUUCAGCAGUAUUUGAUGGAGGAAUUAAAAGACCAGAGUGUGCAUCCACAUCCUCUGCUUCAUGAACAGGAUAUCCCAUACCAGCAUGACUGGUGGAUUGAGGAAAGAAGAACCCAUGGCAAAGGGGUUGAUGGUGUAUCUGAGGAUGCAUUGGUUGAGACUGUCGUAAACAACCGUCUGAUUCUGGCAGUGUCAAAGGUAGGUCUGUUGGCGUCAACGGAAUGA
Molecule: messenger RNA, 561 nt
Organism: Echinostoma caproni
Lineage: Eukaryota; Metazoa; Platyhelminthes; Trematoda; Plagiorchiida; Echinostomatidae
Source: the annotation of a GenBank genome assembly